Arabidopsis arenosa is the source of this 1745-nucleotide messenger RNA. Lineage: Eukaryota; Viridiplantae; Streptophyta; Magnoliopsida; Brassicales; Brassicaceae. The record is from the annotation of a GenBank genome assembly.
GAUGAUGAUGGCGUGAAAGAAAGAGAGAGAGAUUAAAGAAAUGAUGAUCAGUCAAGCGAGCUGUUUUUGGGAAGAGAGACUAAAGAAUCAGAAGACCAAAGACAAGAUCCUGACAAUGACUAAAGUAUGUCCUAAAACAGAAGAAAAGAGAGUGGUGUGUGAAGCAUUGGUUGAACCAAUUUCAGCAGAUGUGAGCUUUGCUUCUAAUCAUUUUCCAUCAUACAAGUUAGGACCUGAUGAUCAGAUUGUUGAUGAACCUGACGAAGAUGAUAAAGGUCCAUCUGUCAAAGAUGUCGUCGAUAAGGAGACCGGAGAUUUGUCAGAUCAGCACAAGAAGCUUUCAGUUCGUGAUCUCGCUUGCAAAUUUGACAAGAACUUAGCUGCAGCUUCUAAAUUGGUUAACGAGGCAAAGUUAAAUGAGGUGACUUCUUUGGAAGGACAUGUUAUGCUAAAGAAACUUAGGGAUGCUUUAGAAACUAUGAGAGGCCGUAUGGACGGGAGAAACAGAGAAGCAGUAGAAAAAGCUAUCUCCAUGGUUGAGGCUCUAGCCGUUAAGUUAACUCAAAAUGAAGGUGAACUAAUUCAAGAUAAGUUUGAAGUGAAGAAACUGGCAAGCUUCCUCAAGAAGGCUUCAGAUGAUGCGAAGAAGUUAGUAAACCAAGAAAAGUCGUUUGCUUGUGCUGAAAUAGAGAGUGCACGGGCUCUUGUGAUGAAACUUGGAGGGGAAUUCCAAGAACAGGAGCUUUGUUUUAAAGCUUCUAGAGAUCAGGGACCGAAUGUGGAGAAAUUAGUUGAGGAGGUUCAGGAGGCUAGACGAAUCAGACGGAUGCAUAAACCAACCGAGGUGAUUGGUAUGCAACAUGAGCUUCGUGAUUUAAAGAGUCAAAUCCAAGAGAAGUCUGCAUAUUCCGUUAAGCUUCAAAGAGAGAUAACAAUAAUCAAGAAAGCCGAGGGGUCCAAGUCAUGUCCAUAUGUUUUGGAUGGUGCACAAAGUCUUGGCUCGUGCCUAAGAAUCCGUGCCUCGUCAGACAGUGGUUUAGAUAUUUCCAAAUGUUCAAUCCAGUGGUACCGUGCAGCAUCCGAGUCUAGUCGAAGAGAAGCUAUAUCUGGUGCCAACCGGUCGGUAUAUGCUCCAGAACCAUUUGAUGUCGGGCGAGUGAUACAAGCAGACAUUGUUUCAAACGGCCAGAAGUCCAUAGUUACAACCGAUGGUCCAAUUAAUACUGCUGCUGGCUUGCAGUCACGCGUUGAAUCACUACUGCGCAAAUCUAACAGUGAAUUCACCGUUGUUAUAUCACAAAUGAAUGGACAAGACCAUGCAUCACGAUCCCACGUCUUUACUGUUGGAAGGGCGAGAAUAAAGCUGUCCCGAGGAUGGAUCACAAAGGCUAGAGAAAUAUAUUCAACCUCCAUGCAGCUUUGUGGAGUGAGAGGCAAUGCUAAUGUUCCUGCAAAGGCAUUGUUCUGGCAACUAAGAAAGGGUCUAACUUUCUUACUAACUUUCGAGUCAGAGCAAGAACGUAAUGCAGCCAUAGUACUCGCCCGAACAUAUGCAUAUGAUUGCAAUGUCACUCUAGUUGGACCAGAUGAUUGAGUUUUGUUUGGUCCAUCAUUGCUAAUUAGAUUGUUUUGGAGUGUGAAAUUGUAAUCAAGAUUUGUUUGUAUGUAAUAACAGAACAAUGUUUCAAUCAAUAAUACUACAUUCUACUCUUCCUUAAUUAAUGUAAUCAAAUGAAAAAUGGCUU